Molecule: messenger RNA, 756 nt
Organism: Pedinophyceae sp. YPF-701
Lineage: Eukaryota; Viridiplantae; Chlorophyta; Pedinophyceae
Source: the annotation of a GenBank genome assembly
AUGGACGGCGGCAGCGAGUCGAGCGGCGGGCCUGCGAGCGGGUCUGGGCACGCCGUUGCACCCACGCAGGUCGACGACGACGUCGCCGCGCAGGAGGUGGAGCAAGCGGCCGGGCCCUCCGAGGCACAGGUCACGCAGGCAGAGGCCGAGGCGGCGGCGGCGGCGACCAUGGCAGAAGCCAUGCGGCUGGCCGUGACGACGGAGCAGAUCACGGCGAACGUCGUCCGGCGGUGCGAGCAGGCGCUCGCCGCAGUGGACGCGACCCUGAGCGCGUCUUAUGCGGCGGCCGCGGACUUGGAACGUGUCGCGCAGCAACAGCAGCACAGCGCAGCGACACAGGAAACAACACAGGUGCCGCGCAGGACUGUGGCAAGGACGGCGGUGGCGGUCAGGGAUUUGCGCGCGCUGGCGUCGAGGGGCGCGAGGUUGACGGCCGGAGCGCUGAGGACGGCGCGGACGGCGGCCCAUCAGGCGAGGGAAGCCGCGAACAGUGCAAACAUGUACAGGUCGCAGGUGGCCGCCCAGACGGCGGCGGCGGCGGCGGAGACGCGCCGGAUUCGCGCCGAGGCGCUGGCGGAGAGGGCGGCGGCUGCGGCCCCGCCGGCGACGACGAACGCGGCGGCUGCGGGCCCGACCGCCGGGGGCGUACCCGCCCCCGGCCCGCCGGGCCCGGCGACGCCGUCUCAGCAGGGAAGGCGCCGUGCGGCCGGUCCGUCGCGGUCUCGGAGCCCCCCGCCCACCCGGCAGAAGAGGUGA